UUCUGCAGCUGAUGAAGCAAACCUCAUUAGGAAGAAAACCUUCCUCCUCCCCUGCUCUGCAGCCAGUACUGUUCUCAGUGCCCACAUGACAUAGAAUACCAGGAAGUGCUACUGCGCCAGCAUCCCUGCCUGGAAGGAGACACACCAGACCCACUAGCAAGGGCUAGAAAGGGAUCCGCUGGGGUUGCAGAGGAGACACAAAAUAGAUGGAGACACUCCUUGCUCCAGCCUGGGAAGGAUUUUCUCCUAGCAUCCAGGGGAGGGGAGGGGAUUGGAUCAGGGUAGUAGGGAGCGAGCCCUUAAUGUUGCUCUGUGAUGGCUCACCUUGGAUUAGCAAUGAUUUCUGAUCUAAGGCUUAAGAAUUUCCCUUGGCCUGUUAUGGAAAAGCUACGGUGCUGCUGUUUGGCAUUUGACUGUCAGGUGUUUUGUCUUUAUUUAUGGUGCUGAUGGGGCUUUGCAAUCACCCAGAAGCCCUGCUGGCUAGCUACAAAAGCUGUGUCUGAGUUUAGAAAGCAAGCAAGCAAAGACUGUAUUCUGUUACCCCUCCAGUCUGCAAGGGCCGCAUGAAGGAGCUGGAUUUCUCAGAUUCAGAGUCGCUUGUAAAUACUUGUUUCGUUUUUUUGCAACAUCUUGAAGUGUUCUUGGUAUCUUUUUUCCCCUGCUGCUAAACAGCUUGGGUGUGCAGGAAUUUUUACAUUAACCUGCAGGUAAGAAUGGCACUCACUUGCAAGAUUCAAAGAAUCAAGCAGGACUGUAUGGCCGUGCUUUGAGCUAAUUGGAUGUUGAUGUUUGUGGGGAGUGGGCUAAUUGUUUGUUCAGUCUGAGGCACAAGGAACUGAAUGCUGCCCUGGGGACUCCCACCAGCCAUUUUGCCAGCAGGGUAAGGAAUGGGAAGGAGUGGAGAGAUUAUUGCAAAGGUUUAGGAGGUAAACUGGAUCAUGUUCAGCCGGUUGGGAUAUCAAGCUCUUCCACUGGGGGACUUUGACCAUUUCCAGCAAUCCAGCAUUGGAUUCUAUGGAUCUCAGAAGAGCUUAUUUUCCUUUGGGCAUGUGCAAGACCCAUGGGGCCAGAUCCCGCAUACGAAAGGUUCCUCCCAGGGCUGGUUGUCUUGGAUUUGCCAUGGGAUUGUAACGUCUUUGGCCUUCCUGAUGAUGGUCAUCACCUUCCCCAUCUCCGCAUGGUUUGUCUUGAAAAUAGUCCCUGCUUACGAGCGAAUGAUUGUAUUCUGCUUGGGCCGGAUCCGAGCCCCCCAGGGGCCAGGCAUGAUCCUGCUGUUGCCGUUCAUAGAUCACUGGCAACGAGUAGACUUGAGGACAAGAGCCUUUAAUGUGCCACCAGGUAAGCUGACCACCAAGGAUGGAGCCAUGAUUUCCAUGGGGGCUGAUAUCCAGUUCCGGGUGUGGGAUCCUGUGCUGUCUGUCAUGAUGGUGAAGGAUCUGAAUGCAGCCACCCGAAUGAUGGCCCAAAAUGCCAUGAACACGACCCUGCUGAAGAAGAACCUGAGGGAGAUCCAGACGGAGAAGCUGCAGUUUGGGGACCAGCUCCUGCUUGAAAUCAACGACAUGACCAAGUCCUGGGGCCUGGAAGUGGAUCAGGUUGAGCUGAUUUUAGAGGCAGUGCUGCAACCCUCCCAAGAGAGUCUGUCUGCACCUCUGACCAUGACACCUCCGAUCCUUGGGUUUGAAGGGCUACAUAACACCAUUCAGCAGCUGGCUACUCACUUCUUUAGCAACAGCGUGGCAAUGGCAGCAGCAGCUAGUCCUGAGACAGGUAACCAGCCUGACAGCGUGGUGACAGUGAAUGAGGGAGAACAACCAGCUCCUACCAUCACCACCACCAGUAGCAGCAGCAGCAGGAAGAAACCUAGCCCUGAGGAGUUGCUGUCAGCUCUGGAGCUGUUCUUGUCUGAGUUCUUGGUUGGCUCAGUCAGAGCUUCCUACCAGCUCAACAUCAUACUUCCGAGUGGUGCGCGGAGAACCUACUUCAUAGAUCUCACUGCAGGUCGUGGGCGAAUUGGCCAUGGGAACCCUGAGUGCAACCCUGAUGUGAUUCUGGAGAUGACAGAAAAUGACCUGCAGGCUUUCUUCUCAGGUGAACUUCACCCUCUGAGUGCCUACAUGAGCGGGAGGUUGCGUGUCAAGGGUGACCUGAGCGUUGCCCUGAAACUAGAGGAGCUCUUCAAGGCAAUGAAACAACGUAGAUAGAGAGAGAAUGUGUGUGUGCAUGCGCACAUGCAUGUGUGCGUGUGUGAGAAAGCAGGAGAAUUGAAGAGUCUGGCAGGAGAACCAUCUAAUUGUGAAGGGAGUGAGGACUCAAGCUUUUCUAUUCUCUGUUUCAUGCACUGGGGAUAUUGAUCAUUGCACAGAGGAGAAAGAAGACAAAUCCCCUCUGUGACGGGAUCCCUGGGGUGCAGCCUGGGACUGUGGGACCGCUGUACCCCCUUAACUCUCCAGCCUGGUGUGUCUCUCACAAUGCUUUGCUAAUGACAA
Molecule: messenger RNA, 2489 nt
Organism: Chelonia mydas (Green sea turtle)
Lineage: Eukaryota; Metazoa; Chordata; Testudines; Cheloniidae
Gene: STOML1
Product: stomatin like 1
Exons: 7
Coding region: 939-2204 (421 amino acids)
Cellular component (GO): plasma membrane
Source: RefSeq, a predicted model, not a curated record